Epithele typhae is the source of this 2967-nucleotide messenger RNA. RefSeq lists its product as uncharacterized. The record is from RefSeq and is a predicted model, not a curated record. NCBI's taxonomy places the organism in Eukaryota, Fungi, Basidiomycota, Agaricomycetes, Polyporales, Epitheliaceae. Bases 1 to 2967 code for a protein of 988 amino acids. The transcript is spliced from 5 exons.
AUGCAACAAUCGUCGUCAGUGGCGCCGCCGUCCGGAGGAGAAGACUACGACAACGACCAACCAGAAGACGGGGUCGUCGCUGGACCUCAAGAGGUGUUCGACGAGGGUGAGGACUCCAGUGACGACUGUCCGCAGUAUUACUCGGGCUCGGACGACUCGGACAGUGACACAGAUGUCGAAGACUCGGCCAACCUCGAGGACGAACACGCCUGGGAGCGACCACCACCUGCCGAGUGCGAAGCCACACCCGUCAAUGUCGAUCAAGCUCCCGCUGAGGAUCCCAUCGAUCCUGAAUAUACUCGUCUACACCGUGAAGAAGAGUGGAGACGGCGACGCGUGCGAGACGCUUUACAAGCAGCUACAUAUGUUGUUCCGUACCCAAGCGGCGCCUCUCAAGCUGGAGAACCCAUCCAACUGUCGCGCGAGCCGACCAGCUACCACACAGCUCGCAACGGUCUUCAACAGGACGGCGACGACAAGACCAAUCUAUACGCCCCAUUUGUCUCAUUCAUUGAUUACGCAGUGGCCAUGUGGGCGAAAAUGCGCGGCCCCGGAUCCACGGCGGUCACUGAGUUACUCGAAAUAGACGGGCUCGUCUCUCAACUCGGCUUGUCGUACAAGAAUUCAAGAGAGCUGAAUAAGCUCAUCGAUAACCAGCUCUCAUCGACACGCCCUCGCUUCAAGAGGCAGGAGUUCCUCAUCGGUGGAGAGGUCUUUGAACUUUUCUACCGUGACGUCAUUGAGUGCAUACAGGCUCUGUACGGCGAUCCUGAGUUCUCUGGAGUGCUUGUUUUCACACCGGAGCGACACUACACCGAUGCUGAUCGCAAGAUCCGCGUAUAUUUCGAUAUACACACUGGAAAGUGGUGGUGGGCAACUCAGGAAGCUCUUGAUAGAGUCAAGCCUGGCGGCACGAUCAUCCCGGUGAUCAUCUCGUCGGACAAGACCCAGCUUACCGUCUUCGGGAACAAGACAGCCUAUCCCGUCUACCUUACCAUCGGCAAUCUCCCGAAACACAUCCGCCGCAAACCCUCUCGUCGGGGGCAAAUCCUCCUCGCUUAUCUCCCCACUACCAAACUCGAGCACAUCACUACAAAGGCAGCACGUCGAAGAGCGCAGAACAACCUCUACCACGCGUGCAUGGGACACGUGCUCAAGCCACUCGAGAAGGCCGGCGUUCAUGGUGUCAACAUGACUGGCGGCGACGGUAUCGUCCGACGCGGACAUCCGAUCGUUGCCAUCCACGCCGAAGACUACCCAGAGCAGCUCCUCACCACUUGCUGCAUGAACGGCGACUGUCCUCGGUGCAGCAUCGACCGGGACGAUGUGGGGGCGACAACGGAUCCUAGUCGGCCUCUUCGCGACCUCAACGCUGUGAUGGAUGCCCUCGCCGUCGCUGAUACAGGCACGUCAACGGAGUUCGUCCCGCCUCCAGUGCGCCGCCCAUACUGGUUGAAUCUACCUUUCCACAACGUUUUUCGCUCAAUCACACCAGACGUUCUUCACCAGCUCCAUCAAGGCGUAGUCAAGCACUUGAUCUCGUGGCUGAAGAUCGCCUUUGGUGAAGACGAGAUUGAUGCACGCUGUCGCCGCAUUCCCCCCAAUCACCAGAUCCGCGUCUUCAUGAAGGGGAUCUCCGGUUUGCAACGUGUCACUGGCAAGGAGCACGCGGCGAUAUCCCGCUUCUUACUGGGCCUAGUUAUCGGACAUCCGUUGCGAGGUGGCUUUUCCCCGAUUCGGCUCGUUCGAGCAGUACGCGCCAUCCUCGAUUUCUUAUACCUCGCUCAGUAUCCUGCUCACACCUCCGACACACUCGAACUCCUCAAGGACGCAUUGCGUAGAUUCCACGAGAACAAGUCGAUCUUCAUCAUUCUCGCAAUACGCGAGCACUUCAAGAUCCCGAAGCUCCAUUUCCUUGAUCACUAUUUCGAGCUGAUACUGCUUUUCGGUACCACAGACAACUACGACACUCAACUUUUCGAACGCUUACACAUCGAUCUCGCUAAAGAAGCAUGGCGCGCUACAAACCAUAAAGACGAGUUCGUGCAAAUGACGCUCUGGCUUGAGCGCCGAGAGAAGAUGCAGCGGCACGCUGCGUUUGUUGCGUGGAGACUCAACGUCGAAGAUACUGUCCCCCAUGAUCUUCGCUCACCUUCUCCAUCAUCCGAUCCUCCGUCGUCUCCAGGGCCCCGGGUUGGUCGUCAAGGUCCGCAACCUUCAGGCCGGUCUGUAUCGACUUCUUCAAAAAUCUUCCUUACCAAGUGGCCGAGCGUACGAAGAGUACCCAUCUCGUCUUGCGCUCAGCUCUACCAGGCCGAGUUCCUACCCGACGCUCUCGCACGCUUUGUUGUAUCCUUCCGAUAUCCCGAUCUCACCAAUGCGGAGGUCGAGAGCCAAUCCUCCGCUGUUCACCUGCCUUUCAACGCCGUCCCGGUGUACCACAAGAUCAAGUUUAUUCUUCCCUCGCCUCAGAAGAUGGGUAUCCCAGAGGGCGACGUUCACGACACUGUGCACGCCCGUCCGGAGCGGAAGGAUGCGCGAGGGAGGUUGGUUCCCGCUCGUUUCGACACCGUCUUAGUCAAGGAGGAUGAAAAUGCUCAGGGGAUUCAUAAAUAUCGUGUCGGACGCGUUCGACUGAUAUUUUCCAUUCCAAAAGCGGCCAAUCAAGUCCUUUUCCCUCGUCUUGUACCCCCUCAACACCUUGCAUACAUAGAGUGGUUUACCGCCUUUCGAGACAAGGAUCCUGACCAUGGUCUUUACCGAGUCAGGCGAUGUAGAAACCGUGCGGGAGAUCGCCUAGCAAGCGUCAUCCCGGUUGCUGAUAUCCACAGAAGUUGUCAUUUAUUCCCCGUUUUCGGCGGAUCCGUUGCUCCUAGAGAUUGGACCAGUAGCACAGUCCUCGAUCGAUGCGAUAUAUUCUAUGUAAACAUCUUCAGCGAUCAACAUAUGUACAUGACUGCCCUAUAA